CCGCCGGCCGCGCAGCCAUCCACCCCCGGGCCCGGCCCGCUGCCCCCCGUGUCUCGUCCCCUGCCGUGCGUCUCCAGGCCCCGGCUGGCCCGGCGGCCCCCACAGCUGGCUUGGUGGGGCGAGGCUGAAGGCCGGGCCCAGCGAGCACUAUGGCGGCCGCCCUGGGAGCGGGCGGAGGAACCGGCGCUGGAGAUGAUGACUUUGACCAGUUUGAUAAGCCUGGUGCAGAGCGGUCCUGGAGGAGAAGAGCUGCAGACGAGGACUGGGACAGUGAACUUGAAGAUGACUUACUUGGAGAAGAUUUGCUCUCUGGCAAAAAGAAUCAGUCAGAUUUGUCAGAUGAGGAGCUAAAUGAUGAUCUUCUGCAGAGUGAUAACGAAGACGAAGAAAAUUUCAGUUCUCAGGGUGUCACAAUUAGUCUGAAUACCACAUCUGGCAUGGUCACAUCGUUUGAACUGUCUGACAACACUAAUGACCAGUCUGGAGAACAGGAAUCCGAGUAUGAACAAGGAGAGGAUGAACUCGUUUAUCACAAGUCUGAUGGAUCUGAACUGUAUGCUCCUGAGUACCAGGAAGAAGGACAGUAUGAAGGCCACGGUGCUGAGCUGGCAGAAGACCACAUCGAGUACGCGGGGGAGCCGGAGGAGGAGCCGCUGUACAGCGACGAGGUGUUAGACAUCGAGAUCAACGAGCCUUUAGAUGAGUUCACAGAUGAAGAAUACUUGCAGGCUUGUGGGCAACAAGGGAUGAAAGAGCAGGAAGACUGUGUUGCUGAAGAGGAAUUAGAUGAGAUUACUGAUUCCCAGGUUGCUCCUGAAACUGAAGAGGGAGGCAUGGAAACUUUGGAGCUGCAGAAGGACAUGAAAGAGGAGUCAGAUGAAGAAGAGGAUGAUGAUGAAGAAUCUGGACGAUUACGUUUCAAAACUGAAAGGAAAGAAGGAACAAUUAUUAGGCUCUCAGAUGUAACUAGAGAGAGAAGGAACAUUCCAGAAACUUUGGAGCUUUCAGCAGAAGCCAAAGCUGCGUUGCUUGAAUUCGAAGAAAGGGAGCGACAGCAUAAACAGGGCCGCUACGGCUCGAGGCGGGGAGGAAGGAGAGGAGGUUCGUCCAUGUGUCGUGGAGUGGGAGACCAGAGGAGAGAGAACAGUGAGAGGGGAAGAGCCAAGGAUCACAGGCCCGCCCUGCUGCCCACACAGCCACCUGUGGUGGCGCACUCUCCGAGGUUAAUUCCUCCUCCACAGCCUCAGCCUCCCCCUCCGCCACCACCGCCGCCGCCUCAGCAGCAGCCGAUCAGAAGUCUGUUCCAGCAGCAGCAGCUCCAGCCUCUGCUUCCCCUGCAGCAUCCCCACCAUCCCUCCCCUCCUCAAGGGAUGCACCUGCCGCCCCAGAUUGAGGCCCCGAGGGCGAUGAUGACCCCUCCUCCUGUGACUCCACAGCAGCCCAAGAACAUACACAUAAAUCCCCACUUCAAGGGGGCAGUGGUGACGCCCGUUCAAGUGCCCUUGCUGCCAGUCCCAAGCCAGCCGAGACCUGCUGUGGGACCCCAGAGAUUCCCGGGCCCUCCAGAGUUCCCACAGCACACACCUGGACCUGUUCCCAACAGCUUCAGCCAGCCCCCGCGGCUUCCUCUUCAGGACCAGUGGAGGGCCCCGCCGCCUCCCCAGGAGCGAGACCCUUUCUUCUUAGGAGGUGAACCAAGGUUCCCGAGCCAUCUCUUUCUGGAACAGCGAAGUCCCCCUCCCCCGCCACCUCCUCCCACGCUUCUUAGCAGUGGUCACCCUGUGCCCACUCCCAGCCCCUUACCAUUCACCCAGCCUGGACCAGCGUUUAAUCAGCAAGGACAGCAGCCUGUGUUCCCCAGAGAGAGGCCCGUGAGGCCAGCCCUCCAGCCGCCAGGGCCGGUGGGGAUUCUGCACUUCAGCCAGCCAGGGUCCGCAGCAGCACGGCCGUUCAUCCCUCCUCGACAGCCCUUCCUGCCCGGCCCUGGACAGCCCUUCCUGCCCGCCCACACACAGCCUAACCUUCAGGGGCCCCUGCACCCUCCUCUGCCCCCUCCCCCGCAGCCCCAGCAGCAGCCCCCGCUCCCGCCCCCGCUCCAGCCACCUUCGCAGCACCAGCCGCCACCUCCGCCGCCGCCGCCGCACCCGCACCCGCACCAGCACCACCACCUCUCUGUUCCUCCCCCGCCCCUGAUGCCCGCGGCUCAGCCCCAGUUCAGGCCUCACAUGCAGACGGGGCCGCCUCAGCCAAGCAGCAGUCGGACGCAGUGCCCCCAGCGCCAGGGGCUAAGGCAUAACACAACUUCUCAGAAUGUAACCAAACGACCAAUGCAGCAAAUGCAGCCAACUGCUCCAAGAAACAGUAAUUUGCGUGAAUUACCAAUAGCACCAUCACAUGUUAUAGAAGUGAGUAACAGUCGCUGCUCCUCCGCACCAGCCGGGGCUCAAGUAAAGCCUAUUAUCAGCACGUCACCGCCCACGAGGCCCGGGGUGGGGCCCAGGACUGCGCAGGGGAAGGCUGAUGUGAAAGUCAAGCCAGUUAGCCCUGUGGGCCGGCCUAAAGAGGAAGCAAAAACAGAACCAGAGUUUCCCGAUGAAGAUGAAGAAACGAGGUUAUACCGCUUAAAGAUAGAAGAACAGAAGCGCCUCCGAGAAGAAAUCCUGAAGCAGAAGGAGCUGCGGCGGCAGCAGCAGGCCGGCGCGAGGAAGAAGGAGCUGCUCGAGAGGCUGGCGCAGCAGCAGCAGCAGCUCUGCCCCCCACCGGCCCUGGCUGGGCAGGAAGAGCAGCUGUCGGCACCGUCGCCCACCAAUGGUAACCCACUGUUACCCUUCCCGGGGGCACAGGUCAGACCGCAUGUGAAAAACAGACUUCUCGUGAAAAACCAAGAUGCCACUGUUUCAAAUGUUCCACCCAAAACAUCCAAUUUUGUGCCAUCUGGUGCUAACACGCAGUAUCAAGGACAGCAGAUGAAACCACUGAAACAUUUGAGACAGGCCAGAACCAUACCUCAGUGUCCAGCUCAGCACAAAGUCCUGCAGGUAAAGCCUGCAGACGGGGAGGGACCGCCACCCCCUUCGCAGACUGCUCGAGCCGCGUCCCUCCAGGGCCGGCCCCCGGAGGCCAAGCCUGGCGCGAAAAGGACUGUCAUGCACCGGGCCAACAGCGGUGGCGGAGACGGGCCGCACGUCAGCUCCAAGGUCAGGGUGAUUAAGUUGUCAGGCGGGCAGGGAGGAGAGAGCGAUGGCUUUUUUCACCUGGAGGGCCAGCCUCAGCGGCUCCCUCAGCCCCCAGAAGUGAGACAGCAGCCUGCCCGCAAGGUGACGCUGACCAAGGGGGCGCUUCAGCAGCCCCAGCACCCUCCGGUGGGGGCCCACGUGCACUCAGCCGGCCCUCCAGGCAUCAAGAGCAUCCAAGGAAUUCACCCGGCCAAGAAGGUCAUCAUGCACGGGAGAGGCCGGGGAAUGGCAGGUGCGAUGGGCCGGGGCCGCCUGAUGCCGAACAAGCAGAAUCUCCGGGUGGUGGAGUGCAAGCCUCAGCCCUGCGUCGUGUCUGUUGAAGGGCUUUCUUCCUCCACUACUGACGCCCAACUGAAGAGCCUGCUGAUGUCAGUAGGACCCAUUCAGAGUUUACAGAUGCUUCCCCAGCAGCGGAAAGCCAUAGCCAAGUUCAAGGAACCCGCCCAUGCAUUAGCGUUUCAGCAGAAGUUCCACAGGCAUAUGAUAGAUUUGUCCCACAUAAAUGUGGCCCUGAUUGUUGAGUGAUUUCUGGCAGGAGAGCCUGACCGUAACGCUGCACACGCGCUGUGGAAUUUCUUCCCGGGAGCUGCUGCACAGAGCCCCGCGAGCUUAGGUCUCUCCGUCCGCAGCCCUGCGUGGCUGUUGUCCGGAGCGCCCAGCGGCCCAGCACUGAUUCCAGAAGAGCUGACCUUAUGGGACGCGGCAGACUCGACUCGGUGUUAGAUCGCUUCACAUUCUCUUGUCACCACAAAGAACUACAGGUUUCGCUUUCUCAUGUUUUCAAAGUGCUUACAAUGCAUGUAGACAUCGUUCUUCGUGAUCUUAUGUAUGAUCGAUUACAGCGACUUAGAGUGAGUAAAGACAUUAACGUCACAAAUUCUCAGUAGUUUUCACAGCAAAGAAUAUUUGAUAAUGGUUGCACUUAUCUUCAGUGCAGGCUAGAUGAGCGUUUUCUCAACCAGCUUCACUUGUUUUACCGUCUCAGAAAGCCCUCAAAAGGCUCUUGUAAAAACGUAGGUUAAAAUUCGGGUGAUUAUGAUUGGCAGUUGCAUAUCCUGGAAAGCAGGGUAUGAGGGUGGUUGGGAGUGGUGCCAAUUGUGUGGCCGAUUCUGCUUCUUGUAAAUACUCCAAAAGCGCCAACUGUAUAGUCCUAGUUCCAAAGGGAGCGCCCCCUUUUAUACUCGUUCUGAAUGCGGCGGAAGUGCUGCUGGGCGUCGUCACACGCCCCCAGGCUGAGCGCAGGUGUCCGGAUGCCCUCACCUCCAGCCCUCGCUGGGCUCCCUGCUAGGCGAGCAUAGCAUAUCUGCCAGGUGAGGAGGGUAGGACAGCCUGAAGCUUUCGCAGGCCUGUUUGGUUUUUUCCUCUUUUUAAGUGCAGCUCCAAGUGGCAUAUUCAUGUCACCGGCUCUGUGACGCAUAUAGAACAUUCUUGGGCAAUCUGUGAUUAAGAUUUUCUUUUUUGAAGGCCUUUUGAGCAGGGGCUGCGCUGUCCUUCAGUGGACCCGAGAGCGAGGGGACGUUUGCGCUGGCUUGUCGUUCUCCGUGGCGUGUGGCGCAGUGUGUCUCUGGGAUGCUGGGUAGGCUCCUUCAGGUGAGAGACGCUUCCUCCCCUUAAAGUCAUCUGUAGUAAAAUUCAUUCUGGGCAAACGUGGAAAAAAGUGCCUUAUUGUAUUUCUGCUCAUGAAGGAGUUUCACUAUUUUGGAUUGAUUCUAAUGUGGACCUGAACUAGUUGAGCAAAUGAUACCGGGGCAUACUCAGACUUUUUAGCUAUAUUUUAUACCUAAGAUUUCCUGUGAGAUUUAUUGAUGGAAUUAAGGGAAAUAGAAGCCUGUUACCACCGGUUAACGCGUCUGGUUAGCCCAGCGAGGACCAGAUGUGAGCAGGCAGCCCCCCCUGCAGCAAGGCGUCCCUCCUUCUCAGCCUUCUCUUGGGAGCUAAGACACAGGUCAUGUGAAGUUGUAUCUUCUUAUUUUCACAGUUGAAAUUUUGUAUUACUUUUUCAAAUUAAGUUACCAGAACCAGAGAAGAGCAUUUCAGACCCUGUGAGACUUCCUGUAGCAUUGAUUCCACUGUGGUACCGUGUGCUAGGAGUGAGUCUGGAAUGUGAAGGUGGGUGUUGAUGGCUGCUCUUCAGAAGAUUUCGGUUCCGGGAAACUAUAGGCACUCACAGAACACGCUAGAACACCCCCUCGCCCCCCUGGGCUGAGGUGCCUGGCCACCCGUGCUCCAGAAAGCCCCUGCCUAACCCUGGGGGGGGGGGUGUGCGCCAG
Messenger RNA from Lagenorhynchus albirostris (white-beaked dolphin), 5506 nucleotides. It is a transcript of the gene RBM33, whose product is annotated as RNA binding motif protein 33. Gene Ontology annotation, molecular function: RNA binding. The transcript has 19 exons. Bases 150 to 3761 code for a protein of 1203 amino acids. Lineage: Eukaryota; Metazoa; Chordata; Mammalia; Artiodactyla; Delphinidae. The record is from RefSeq and is a predicted model, not a curated record.